AUGUCCGCCCACCAGCCAACCCCAACAAUCCUCCUCCCCGACCUUCCACCAAAAACUCUCGUCGGCAUCGACCUCAUAACCUUCACAUCAACCCCCAACUUCCACGGAAUUCGUGACCUUUCCCCGGGAUGGCACUUCCUGUACACCGGCGCAACAGAGACCCUCUCUUUGCGCAGCGGCGCAUGGUUCUACAUCGGUGACAUCACUACCGCAGGGAAAGGGACCAACGACACAGCACUGGUCACGCAAGGCCGAAACAAAACCGGUAGCCAAAAUGCACCGGGCCCAGAGAUCUACAUCUGGAAAUGGAGCGCGAACACAGAGUCUCUAGUAACGCUGGACAGUGAAAGCGACUCCGCUCGCCAGGAGAACAUGCGCUACAAGGCGAAUCUGGGUUCUGUGUGGCAGACUGGAGGGUUAUUCAAGUAUCGCAGCCGGAUCGCGCCCUCAAUGCUUGUCAAGCCCGUGACAGAAUCAGAAACCGGCGAAAAGAACGAAGAAGACCAACCAGCACCCCAGAUCGAAGCUCGCAUCCAGACCGAAGACGAUGCGCAAACCGAAGAGAACGGACGGAGGGAUUGGUCUGGACUAACCGACCGCAUCUCACCGAGUCUUCUAUCGCGCGUUAUCGGGAACCCAGAGCUUGAUGUGGACGGUCAUCCACGAUGGGUGUUAUCGUCCGCUUCCACGGCCAACCGAGACGCGGAUCAUAUCCCUGGCGUCGACUCGCCAGCCGAGCCGGAAAUAACCGAGGAAGCGGAACGCGAAUUCGGCUUCAUCCCGGUUGAUUUGAAGCGGACGUGGAGAGAAGGUGCUGUCGGGCGCGAAAGGACUGAAGCUGCGAAGGAUCGAUCUUGGGCUCUGGGAGACUUGAUCGAUCGGUAUGCUGGGGAGGCCUCUGGGGGGAAUCAGUUGCUUGGAGAACUGCAGUUUACGUUCCUCAUGGUGCUGACUAUGAUGAAUUACUCGUGUUUGCAGCAGUGGAAGCGGCUACUUGAGCUGAUCCUUACAUCCCGGAGUGCAAUCUUGGAUAGAGAGGCGUUUAUGAGUGAAGUUCUUCGGAUACUGUCGUUGCAGUUGCAGCGAUGCGACGAUGUUGAUGGUGGGCUGUUUGAGAUUGAUGGUGAUGAGGGUGGGGCUUUCUUGCGCGAUCUACUCAUGAAGCUGCGUCAGUCGGUUGAUGACCUCGUUGGCGGCACUGCAUCCGAAGUUAAAUUUGAGCUUGAUAAGCUUGACGAGUGGGUGAAGGCAGAAUAUGACUGGGAGCUACGUCGUGGGGCUGUCGUUCGCCAUGGUAUGCUCCAAUUGGAGGAUGGUGAACAGGUCGAAAUGGACUGGGAUGGGAAUGACGAAGAGGAUGAGACUGGAGAGUAUGCUCCGGUGAUCGUUGAUAUGUGA
Messenger RNA from Penicillium expansum, 1398 nucleotides. RefSeq names its product AAR2 splicing factor family protein. Gene Ontology annotation, biological process: spliceosomal tri-snRNP complex assembly. The record is from RefSeq and is a predicted model, not a curated record. Lineage: Eukaryota; Fungi; Ascomycota; Eurotiomycetes; Eurotiales; Aspergillaceae. Bases 1 to 1398 code for a protein of 465 amino acids. The transcript has a single exon.